AUGAGACGUCACUGUGAGAACCUGCAGCAUCGUCCGCUCAGUGCCGCCAACUUUGGGAAAAUCAUCCGCGACAUUUUCCCCAACAUCAAAGCUCGAAGACUGGGAGGGCGUGGCCAGUCCAAAUACUGUUACAGCGGCAUCAGGAGGAAGACCGUGCUGAACAUGCCCCUGCUGCCCAACCUGGACCUCAAGAACGACCCGUCGGAGCUGACGGAGCUGGUGCAGACGUACAAACAGGAAGUGACGGAGGCAUCCUGUGAGCUGAUCUGUGAUUGGGCGCAGAAGAUCCUGAAGCGCUCGUUCGACACUGUGGUGGAGAUCGCCCGCUACCUGAUCCAGGAGCACAUCGUCAACCCCAGGAGCAGUCAGGCCGAGCUGGUGUCUGGGGCAACAUUGGCAGGAUGUCCUGCUAAACCGUACAAAGUGAUAAAGAAGACCUCAGGCGUCUCCAAAGCAGAACUAGACUCAGAACCCAAAAAGGACCCCUCAGACUCUGCUCCUGCUCUGAAAUCAGAGCGAAAACCCUCAGAGACACAACCUUCGGUGCGACCAGCUGUAGGGCGCCGCUUGCAGGUCGAAGCCUUCAUGAAGAAGCUGCCCACCAUCCUCCCGCGCAGCUCCCUCCCUGACUCUCUCUCCAUCCGCUCGUCGCCGCCAUCUCUUGCCCCAAAAGACUCUGCCCCCGCCGCUAACUCCGGUGGCGGAGUCAAGGUUAUUGCUAUGGCAACCCUCCAGCCACAGCAGCAGGGCGUGCCGCUCAUGAUCCUCCCUCAGGGCUGUUUGUCAUACGAGCGGCCGGACGCCAUAGCCCCGCCCACAAAUGCCAUGGCCCCGCCUCCCAGUACCAUGGCCCCGCCCCCCAGUGCGGGAGUGGUGUCGGCUGCGCACACGCCGGUUGUGCAGAAGGUGAAGCGGCGCCUGGAAAGCCUCAGCACUCCUCCUCCAGUCAAACGCAAGCGUGGACGCCCCAGGAAGCCACGCCCAGAGGAAGCCCCGCCCCCACCUCCCUCCAUCAUUACCACGGUGACGGGCGGAGUCAUCCAGAAGGCCACGUCCACCUUGCCCAGCCCCUCCCCCGUGGUGGAGCUGGUGUUUGGACACCUGCCCGAGCCGGCGCGGCCCGUCCUGCUGCUGCAGAACCCGCAGUGGGAGCUGCCCUCCAGUCACAUGGUCGAGGUCAUCCAGAAGACGCCACGGGCAACCCUAAGCCCCGCCCACAGCCCACAGCCAAGCCCCGCCCACAGCCCCCAGCACGAGGUUGAGCUCACACUGACCCCCGUGGAGCCUGAACCACCAGGGGGCGUGGUUAAGCUGGAAGAGGAGGAGCCAGAGAGACUGAGACCAGAGACUGAGACCAGAGACUGA
Molecule: messenger RNA, 1365 nt
Organism: Knipowitschia caucasica
Lineage: Eukaryota; Metazoa; Chordata; Actinopteri; Gobiiformes; Gobiidae
Source: the annotation of a GenBank genome assembly